AUGGAAUCAACAAAGACGUACUUUUGGACUUUAAGUAUUGAAUGUCCUCUCAAUUCAAUUAAUGAUAAGCUUGAUCAUUCAGUCUACGAUAUAGAGAAAAAUUACAACAACGUAUCUGUCAAUAUUUUAUAAUAGAAAAAGUGAAGAGGUUAUUUAAUUGGUAUACGAAUAACAAGUUACAAAUAUACAACAAGAACUGCAUAGUAAGGGAUAAUUAUGAAUGCCUUCUUGAAUUUUUGAGAAGAUACAGAUGUAACUAUAUAAUAUUCUAUUUUAGAAAAUAAUGAAAUUUAAAUAUUCAAGAGCAUAGUAAUCAGAAGAGUUAACGCCUAAUGAUUUUUGAAGUAAUCUAAAUGAAGAGAAUAAUUUGAUCACCGAUAAUUCUAUUUUUUAUUCAAUUAUUAUGAUAUUGGAG
This is a messenger RNA of Paramecium octaurelia, 415 nucleotides long. The record is from the annotation of a GenBank genome assembly. Lineage: Eukaryota; Ciliophora; Oligohymenophorea; Peniculida; Parameciidae.